This is a messenger RNA of Maniola jurtina (meadow brown), 1499 nucleotides long. RefSeq names its product hemicentin-2-like. The transcript has 8 exons. The record is from RefSeq and is a predicted model, not a curated record. Gene Ontology annotation, cellular component: neuron projection membrane. Lineage: Eukaryota; Metazoa; Arthropoda; Insecta; Lepidoptera; Nymphalidae. Bases 171 to 1046 code for a protein of 291 amino acids. Gene Ontology annotation, biological process: synapse organization.
GGUUGUAACGGCUCUUUGCGCACAGAGACCCGCGAAGUGUUAAAAUGCUGUGAAGUGAAUUCAAAAUAUUAUGGAGUGAUUGAGAGACAGUGAAGUGACGACUUUUUAAAAUUUUGUGAGUGUGAUGUGUAAUUUUCGGAAGUAGUUUGGGUGUCGAACCCACGACAGCGAUGUCGGAGGGGCAACGGUGCCUGGCGAUCAUCGUGCUCCUCGUUCAUACUGUUAUUGGCACUGGAGAAGGUCCAUCACCACCGCCCUCGACGCAGUCAACAACGGUUAGAGACGAGCAGAACGAACUCACCGUCUCUUUCCCUCCUCUCCACGACAUAUUCGGCACGCCUGAAAAAUACUUCGGCACUGAAAACAACACUGUUGUGACGUCACAAACUGGUUCUACGGCUCUCCUGCCUUGCGUCAUAAGAAAUAUCGGAGAUGGAAUUGUAUCAUGGAUAAGAAGAAAAGACUAUCAUCUUCUGACGGUUGGUCUCACAACGUAUAGUUCAGACCAGAGGUUUCAAGCCAUACAUCUGCAACAUUCAGAAGAUUGGACACUAAAAGUGCGAUUUGUUCAGAAACGUGAUGCCGGCAUCUACGAAUGCCAAGUGUCGUCACAUCCGCCCACCAGUAUAUUUUUGAGGCUUGACGUAGUAGAGGCAAGAGCUCAAAUAUCAGGGCCGACAGAGAAAUAUCUGAAACCUGGCUCCACAUUGCGACUUCAGUGUUCAGUGGUGCAAACUACGGAGGCACCAGCUUUUGUAUUUUGGUACCACAACAGCAGAAUGAUCAACUACGACGUUGAACAUGGCAUCAACGUCACCACAGACCCUGAACAACGACUUUCAGACCUCCUCAUCCCAGCGACGAGUGUGUCCCACGCGGGAAACUAUACCUGCGUGCCGAACAACGCUGUACCAGCUAGUAUAUACGUCCAUAUAUUUAAUGGUGAAAAUCCAGCAGCCAUGCAGUCUUCAUCCCCCAGUUUCAUCCAGCUAAACAUAUACAGCUUGCUCUACACCCUGACUUCUGUCAACCUUAUUAUACGGUGACAAUUACGAUAAGUCCUAGAUAUACAUCCUUGUACUUAGAACAUAAUAAUAAUAUAAUCAAUAAUAAAGUUGAUCGCACACUAGACCGAGUCACAGGAGACGCGAAAGCUGAACAAGAAUUUAAGCUGCUGAUUUAAUCAGCAUUUCUUUGUCGCGCCCUAUACUAGUCGUACUGCUGACAUCAUUCUCAUUUUCAGUACUGAAAAUUACCUUGAGUUCGGCAUGUGCGACUCUUGUGCCAAGCUCCGUUUGUUGUCUGCGAUCAGUUAACGUGAAAUAAAAUUUGAAAGGUUUGCUCUUUUUUCACCAUAACAGUUGUCACCAUAAUACAUAUUUAUUACCUCUAAAGAAAUUAAAAAUACUACGUUGUAGCUUGUGACUGACUAAAGCACUGGUUACAGAGAAAAAGAUCGCAUGUAUUUAAAUAAUUUGCAGUUUUUUUUUUUUUUUUGA